This is a messenger RNA of Trichechus manatus latirostris (Florida manatee), 1332 nucleotides long. RefSeq names its product keratin 32 (gene KRT32). Gene Ontology annotation, molecular function: structural molecule activity. Gene Ontology annotation, biological process: epithelial cell differentiation; intermediate filament organization. The transcript has 7 exons. Gene Ontology annotation, cellular component: cytoskeleton. Bases 1 to 1332 code for a protein of 443 amino acids. The record is from RefSeq and is a predicted model, not a curated record. Lineage: Eukaryota; Metazoa; Chordata; Mammalia; Sirenia; Trichechidae.
AUGACAUCCAAUUAUUGUGUCACCAAUAGCUCACCCACCUCCAUCAAGAGCUGCCCCCGGCCCUCUUCUAUCUCCUCCAACAGUGUGAGCUGCCAGCCUGAGCUGUACCUGGGUAAUGUCUGCAUGCCUUCCACCUGCAUGCCAACCACCCACUGGCCCUCCAACUGCCUCUCCAAGACCUAUCUGCCCAGCAACUGCCGGCCCAGCAGCUGCUGGCCAACCGGUGGCAUCUCCAGCUCCAUGGGUACCUGUGGCUGGUAUUGUGAAGGGUCCUUCAACGGCAAUGAGAAGGAGACCAUGCAGAUCCUGAAUGACCGCCUGGCCAACUACCUGGAGAAGGUGCGGCAGCUAGAGCAGGAGAAUGCCAACCUGGAGAGCAAGAUCCAAGAGGCCUGCCAGUCUCAGGUGCCCACCUGGUGUCCAGACUACCAGUCCUACUUCCAAACCAUCGAGGAGCUCCAGGAGAAGGUUCUGUGCACCAAGGCAGAGAAUGCCAGGAUGGUCGUGCACAUUGAUAAUGCCAAGCUGGCUGCGGACGACUUCAGGACCAAGUAUGAGACUGAGCUGUCCAUGCGGCAGCUGGUGGAGGCCAACAUCAACGGCUUGCGCAGGAUCCUGGACGAGCUGACCCUGUGCAAGGCGGACCUGGAGGCCCAGGUGGAGUCCCUGAAGGAGGAGCUGCUGUGCCUCAAGAAGAACCAUGAAGAGGAAGUCAGUACCCUUCGAUGCCAGCUUGGAGACCACCUUAACAUUGAGGUGGAUGCUGCACCCCCAGUGGAUCUGAGCAGGAUGCUGGAAGAGAUGCGGCGUCAGUACGAGACCGUGGUGGAGACCAACCGCAGGGGUGUAGAGGAAUGGUUCAACACACAGAUAGAGGAGCUUAACCAGCAGGUGGCCACGAGCUGCGAACAGCUUCAGAGUUACCAGUCGGACAUCAUUGAUCUGAGGAGGACGGUCAUCACACUGGAGAUUGAGCUACAGGCCCAGCACAGCCUCAGGGACUCUCUGGAAAAUACGCUGACAGAGACGGAGGCCUGCUACAGCUCUCAGCUGUCCCAGAUACAGUCCAUGAUCACCAAUGUGGAGGCCCAGCUGGCCGACAUCCGCUGUGACCUGGAGCGGCAGAACCAGGAGUACAAGGUGCUGCUGGAUGUCAAGGCCCAGCUGCAGUGUGAGAUCAGCACGUACCGGGGCCUGCUGGAGAGCGAGGACUGCAAGUUGCCCUGUAACCCGUGCUCCACUCCUUCCUGUCCACCUUGUGCACACCGCACCGUCUGUGUGCCCCACACUGUCUGUGUACCUUGCAUGCCCUGUCCCCAAGGCCACUACUAA